Molecule: messenger RNA, 240 nt
Organism: Coprinopsis cinerea okayama7#130
Lineage: Eukaryota; Fungi; Basidiomycota; Agaricomycetes; Agaricales; Psathyrellaceae
Exons: 4
Coding region: 1-240 (79 amino acids)
Source: RefSeq, a predicted model, not a curated record
AUGGCCCCUGCGGAGCUUGAACGCAACGAUCCUCGAUCCCGAAUCUCCGCCUCCUCAAGCGCUUGGAUCUCCCUUGCAUUCCACCGAGCCCAUGCUUUCACUGCAUCGCUAGCGACGGGGCUGGAACAGACCGUUGAUACCUCUGCGAUCGUUUCCGGAGGCCUGCUUCAAGGCCUACUCGGUGGCCACGAAAACCUUCCCCGCCGAACGCUCACGAGUUUUCAAAAUUCCGAUCCAUAA